AUGGCGUCACAGAAUGAUCAAAUGCUCCAAAAUAGUAUUAGUGGUUCGAAUCAAACUAAUACUGACGCUUCAACAGAAACAACCACAUCAUCAAAAGCAAAGAGAAAACCAGUAAAGCCAAGGUCUGAAGUUUGGGAUCACUUCACAAAAUUCGUUAGUGAUGAAGGUGAAUUAAAAGGUAAGUGUAAUUACUGUAAAAAGGAUUUUUGUUGUGAUCCAAAAAGAAAUGGAACAACUGCACUUAGGAAUCACCUUAAUUCAUGCAAAAAGCAUCCUCAUUUCAUUGAGACUAGACAAGCACAAUUAUCAUUGCAAAAAAAUGCAAGUGAUAAUGAUGUGAAUGAUUUAGGCACUCUUACUACUUGGAAGUAUGAUGAUAAUGCAAUUAGGAAGGCCCUUGUCCAUAUGAUAAUCAUUGAGGAAUUGCCUUUUAGAUUUGUAGAAGGAGAAGGUUUUAGAAGCUUCAUGACAGCAAUUUGUCCUAGAUUUAGGAUUCCCUCUCGUUGGACAAUUUCACGUGAUUGUUAUGAUUUGUUUAUUGAGGAGAGAUCAAAAUUGAAAUCUUUUUUUAAGAACAAUUGUCAAAGAGUGAGUCUUACUACAGAUACAUGGACAUCAUUGCAACGCAUUAAUUACAUGUGCAUAACUGCUCACUUUAUUGACAAUGAUUGGAAGUUGCAUAAGAGAAUCAUUAAUUUUUGUCCCAUUUCAAGUCAUAAAGGUGAAGCAGUAGGUAGAGCAAUUGAGACUUGCUUGCUAGAGUGGGGGUUGGAUAAAGUGUUUACUGUUACAGUUGACAAUGCUAGUUCUAAUGAUGUGGCCAUAUCUUAUUUGAAAAAGAAGCUUGCUAAUUGGGGUGUUAGUGUUGCUAACUCUACUUACUUGCAUAUGAGAUGUAUGGCACAUAUCAUCAAUUUAGUUGUCCAGGAUGGCUUAAAAGAUGUGAAUGAUUCAGUGAUGAAAGUACGAGAUGCAGUAAGAUAUAUCAGGAGUUCUCCAGCUAGAUUGAAGAGAUUUAAGGAGUGUGUGCUUCAUGAAAAAAUUGAAAGCAAAUCUUCAUUAUGUUUAGAUGUCCCAACUAGAUGGAAUUCAACUUACCUGAUGUUAAAUACAGCUCAAAAAUAUGAAAGGGCAUUUGAGAGGUACGAGUCACAAGAUCCUAUGUUUAAAAUUGAUAUGGGAGAGAAUGGCAUACCUGACUAUUAUGAUUGGACACAAGUUAGGAAGAUGGCAGAUAUGUUGGCUCAUUUUUAUGAGCUCACUUUGCGUAUCUCGGGCUCAAGGUAUGUCACAUCAAACCUAUUUUUCAGUGAGGUUAGUGACUUAGCCUUUAUUUUAAAUCAAUGGAUUAAUAGCAAUGAUCUUGAUAUGAAAUCCAUGGGGGAAAGAAUGAAGGUUAAAUUUGACAAGUAUUGGGGAGAUGUGGAUAAAAUGAAUAAAAUUAUCUAUUUUGCAGUUGUUCUUGACCCUCGUGACAAAUUUGAGUUUAUGGAGUAUUCUUUCUCCCAAAUGUAUGGUAAAGAGAAAGGUGUAGAGCUAUUCAAUAAGGUCAAGAGUUGUUUAUUUGAUUUGUUCAAUGAAUACAAGAAAAUGUAUCAACCUGAUGUUGAGCAAUUCAAUGAUAAUAGUUCACAACAAUUAAGUGGGAGUUGCUCUACUACCGGUUCAAUAAACCCUAAGCCUAAAUUCUUUUUGAAGCAUCACUACAAGAAGUAG
This is a messenger RNA of Manihot esculenta (cassava), 1716 nucleotides long. RefSeq names its product zinc finger BED domain-containing protein RICESLEEPER 2-like. The transcript has a single exon. Bases 1 to 1716 code for a protein of 571 amino acids. Gene Ontology annotation, molecular function: DNA binding. NCBI's taxonomy places the organism in Eukaryota, Viridiplantae, Streptophyta, Magnoliopsida, Malpighiales, Euphorbiaceae. The record is from RefSeq and is a predicted model, not a curated record.